Bombus huntii is the source of this 4080-nucleotide messenger RNA. RefSeq lists its product as uncharacterized. The transcript has 3 exons. The record is from RefSeq and is a predicted model, not a curated record. Bases 1 to 4080 code for a protein of 1359 amino acids. Gene Ontology annotation, molecular function: catalytic activity; nucleic acid binding. NCBI's taxonomy places the organism in Eukaryota, Metazoa, Arthropoda, Insecta, Hymenoptera, Apidae. Gene Ontology annotation, biological process: DNA integration.
AUGCGCCACUGGGACUUGAUUUUUGACUAUCCGAAAAUAACCAAAGAGACACCCGAAGCGAUAGAUGAUUUUCUUGAGACGGUCAAGGUAAACCUCCAAGCGCUAGAAAAACUCGGUGAACCAGUUACCUCAAAUGUCGCUCUUAUAAAAUUAUUCACGUCGAAGCUACCCUCAGCCAUCAUUCGCAAAUGGCAGCGCACAUUGCCGGACAGGAAAAUGCCGUCAUAUACGCAUCUGGUAGACUUUCUGAAAACACGGACGAACGGCGACAGGACAAGUUCAGCAUCAACCGUGAUAAAAAGAGAGUCCGAUCAACACAAACGUCAGCGACCGAACGCACCGCGAAGUUACGCAUUCACAACUACACAUAAUACGUUGGUGUGUCCGAAUUGUCAAGGACAACACGAAUUAUGGAAUUGUGAUGUCUUCAAAGCAAAGUCGCCUAAAAAACGCCUUGAAAUCGCCAAGAGGGCGUCUCUAUGUACCAAUUGUUUAGAUCAACCCGUAGAUCGCUCAAUAAUACAUAUACCGAGGAAUCUCCAACUAGCCGAUCCAAGAUUCCAUAGGCCUGCGCCGAUCGAAAUAUUGUUGAGCGCCGGACCAACGCUAGCAUCACUCUGUGUCGGCCAACUUGACAUCAGUCAAGCAAACGGGCCCGACUUGCGUCUGCAAAAAACGCGAUUCGGAUGGGUCAUCGGGGGGAGCCCAACCUCGCAAUCAUCAGCACUCGCAUUUCACGCCUUCACGACGGCUUUACAGGCGGACCCCGCCCGUGUUUGGGAAAUCGACGAAGGACCGCCCACUGCACACAUUUCGGAAGCGGAACGACAGUGCGAAGAACACUUUCGAAAUCACGAUCAACGCACCAACGAAGGGCGAUACAUGGUCGCUCUCCCAUUCAACGAAACAAUUCCUUCGCUUGGAUCCUCUAAGACAAUGGCGAUGAAGCGACUCAUUUUCCUCUGUCGUCGAUUCCAACGAGACAAACGAUUCGAAGCCGACUAUCGCGCCGUGAUACAAGAAUAUGUGGAAUUAGGACACAUGACGAAGAUUACCACGGACAACUGCACGGACGACGGAUAUUUUCUGCCACAUCACGGCGUGAUCAAAGAGUCCAGCCAAACUACAAAACUCCGAGUUGUGUUUGACGGAUCUGCACCAACCACCACCGGAGUUUCAUUAAACGACGUACUUCAUACGGGACCGAAACUACAAGAUGACUUAUUCUUCAUCCUUCUAAGAUUUCGUUCUCAUCAAUGCGUCAUUACAUUCGAUGUCGAAAAGAUAUAUCGACAAUUUCUUGUGCGUCCAGAGGAUCGAAAAUUUCAACAAAUUUUGUGGCGUAAUUCUGAUGGAGAAGUUGACACCUAUCAACUUAAUACAGUGACAUUCGGGCUGUCAGCGGCCCCUUAUCUAGCCAUUCGGUGCCUCAAACAACUGGCGGACGACGAGGGACAUCGGUACCCACGAGCGGCGACGGUCUUACAGCGAGACUUCUAUGUCGACGAUGUUCUCACAGGAGUUGAUAGAAAGGUCGAGGCACGAUCAUUGAGAACGGAGCUCACGGAACUGGCCGGCUUAAACAUUCGAAAAUGGGCAUCGAACGACCGGGAACUGCUACGAGGACUUUUCGAGCAGGACAUAAACGACAAGCUGCUACUAGGCGAAUCGCAAACCUUCAAAACUCUGGGUGUGGUUUGGAAUUCCUUUGACGAUUCGAUCCUAUAUUCCGUAAAAAUUAAUUCUACCGCCUCUCGAAUCACGAAGAGAACAAUCAGCUCCGAAAUCGCCAAGAUCUACGACCCCCCUGGAUUAUUGGCACCAGUGAUCGUUCGUGCUAAGAUGCUGCUCCAACGACUCUGGACUUUAAAAAUUGAUUGGGACGAAUCUCUACCGGCUGACGUGCACACGGAAUGGAGCAAAUAUUAUGCACAGCUGCCAUUAUUGAAUAACGUGAAGUUUCCACGUAAAACGAUAAUCAAGGCUGCAGCGGAAAUUAAAUUACACGGGUUCUGUGACGCUAGCGAAAGGGCUUAUGGGGCAUGCGUUUACCUUCGCACCAUCACUCCGGAUGGUCAUGUCUGGACACGACUCCUCACUGCAAAAUCAAAGGUGGCUCCACUGAAAUCACAAACCAUUCCAAGGCUGGAACUGAGUGGAGCACUUCUUCUCGCAUCAUUGGCCACCACAGUCCUUCAAGCUUUAUCAAGCAACAUUUCUCGGACUGUUUACUGGACGGAUUCUACAAUCGUACUUCAUUGGAUCAAUACAUCACCCCAUACGCUGAAAACCUUUGUCGCUGAUCGUGUGACAGAAAUUCAGCAGAAGACUCACACCUCAGAUUGGCGUCACAUUCCCACUGCCGAUAACCCUGCAGAUCUCAUAUCUCGAGGCCAAUCACCCGAAGAUUUCCUGCGACCAACCAUUUGGCAACAUGGUCCGGAAUGGCUCCAACAACCAGAAAGAUACUGGCCGACGUGGAACCCAGUACCAUUAACUGAAAUACCAGAGGAGAAGAAAGCAACAUGUCUGGCCGUGACUCCUGCUGACCACAGUCUACUGGAGAGAUUUUCUUCUUGGCCCAAGCUGAUUAGAAUUACCGCUCGUUGCCUCCGAUGGAGACAAAAACAGGAUCGAGGGAGACCUCUAACCACACAUGAUUUAACCAAUGCGCAUAACAAAUUGGUCAAACUGUUACAAUUCUGUUAUUUUUCAGAUGAAAUCCGCACUCUCCGAACAGAUCGAAAUUCUGCAGUGAAGGGGAAGCUGCAACGACUCAAUCCAUUUCUGGACAAAGACGGGAUGUUGCGAGUCGGAGGCCGACUCAGUCACUCACCAAUGCCGUUCAGUCAGAAACACCCAAUCAUUGUACCCAAAUCCUCAGUCACAGCACUCAUAAUCGAGCAUGAACACCUCAUCAAUCUCCACUCCGGAACUCAAGCUACCUUAUACGCCUUAAGAAGAUCUUAUUGGCCUAUCGACGGCCGUAGUCACGUUUGGAGCACGCUGAAGAUGUUCGUCCGUUGCUGCCGAGCUAAUCCACCUCCAGUGGAUUACGUAUUGGGCGACCUCCCAGCCUCACGGAUAACGGAAUCUCGACCGUUUACCAACGUCGGAAUAGAUUAUUGCGGACCGUUUUACAUCAAAGAACGAAAGGAUCGCAACCGACGCAAAAUUAAGGUAUAUGUAGCAAUCUUUAUAUGUCUUGAAGUCAAAGCAGUCCACAUCGAGCUGGUCAGCGACCUCACUAGCGAGGCCUUCAUUGCUGCUCUGCGAAGAUUCAUCGCUCACCGAGAAUUCUGUGUGACAAUUUACUCCGACAACGGUACCAUCUUCGUUGGCGCCAACAAUGAAUUACGAGAGCUCCGAAAUCUCCUGCAAUCCGACGAUCAUAAGGUAAAGGUUCAGUCCUUUUUAGUCGACCGACGGAUCGAAUGGCUCUUCAUUCCUCCCAACUCACCUCACUUCGGAGGGCUAUGGGAAGCUGCAGUGAAAUCCUUCAAACGACAUUUCAGGCGUGUCGCAGGGUGGGGAUACAUGGGAGGCAGACGUAGAGAGGACGGAGCUGCGUGCGUAAUCGAAAUCUCCGGAAAACUGGAGAGCCUGGGCAAGGGAGGUAACCAGAGUGGAGGACUAGUGCCUGUGAGCGCAAAACGGGUGUGGAUACGGGACGUCCGGCUUGGACAAGGAGGAGUUAAAGGAGGACGGAAUGGUUGUCGGUUGCUCACCUGGACAUCAACGCCCGGGGCGUUCGUCCACGGAGCCCUGCUGGAACGCGGCAACGGAUACGCCGCGGUCGAGUGGGCAGGGAUGAUGGUGGUGGGGGUGUACGUGUCACCUAACAGUGGACGGGCAGCGUUCGAAGAAUUCCUAGACGGAGUUGGCGACUGCGUCAGGCGACGACUCCCACGACAAGUGCUCGUCCUGGGAGACUUCAACGCGCACUCCACGGAAUGGGGGAACGCCAGGGCCAACGCGCGGCCGCACGCUAUCAAACUGGGCCGCGGGACUUGGACUUCUGUUAGUGAACAGGGGCUCGACCAGUACCUGCGUGACGUGCAGAGGGAGCUCCAUUGUUGA